AUGGCAGAAAUUAAUGCAAAUGAUGCUAAUCAAGGUGUUUACACUAUUACAGGUGAUGUUUCGGAUAAUCAAUUUGCCAACCACACUGAACUUCGAAGUGUUGAAAUCAAGGACUGCACCACCAUUGGCAUCUAUGCUUUCUUCAACUGUACAAACAUCACAAAUGUCAAACUUCCGAAUACUAUUACAAAAAUCGGAGAAAGAGCUUUCUCAGAUUGUACACUUCUCAAAAGCAUAUCCAUCCCAGAAGGUGUUACUACAUUAGAAGAUCGAUUAUUCUACUUUUGCACUUCACUUGAAGAAAUUAAUCUCCCAGAAACACUUUUAUCGAUUGGAAACGAGUCAUUUCGAUUUUGUACUAAUCUCACAAACAUCAGUCUUCCAUCAUCGCUAACAACAAUUGGAAAGAGCGCAUUCUCAGGAUGUAUUAGCUUGACUUUAUUCAAUUCAUCGCUUCCAAACAGUUUAUCUAGACUUGGAAAUGGUGUUUUCUCUUCAUGUAUAAGUAUAACAAAUGUGACAAUACCUGAUACAAUCACUGUUCUUGGUUCUUAUUUAUUUAAUCAGUGCAAAUCAUUGCUUUCCGUUUCAUUUGGACAAAGUAUAAUAAGUAUUGGUGAUUAUUGUUUCUAUAAUUGUUCGAAUCUUGUUGAAAUCUCAGAUUUGCCAAGUAUUGAAAACAUUGGUGAUAGAUCAUUUGAUUCUUGCAUAAACCUCAGUUUUGUUUACCUUUCAGAUCAAAUUAAAUCUAUAGGUGUUUCCGCUUUCAAUAAGUGCAGGAAAUUAAAUACAAAUAACUCUGUAUUUAACUUUACCCAACUCACAGAGGUAAAACCAGGAACAUUUUCACAAACAAAUUAUGAUUUUCGUAUUAAUCUCUCAGAUCAAUGUAAGAAAAUAGGCGCAUAUGCAUUUUAUAUUGAUAAUGAAUACUAUGAAAGAUAUUGUAAUCCUUACUGGAAUUUAUUUUAUUAUAAUGGAUACAUCUCAAUUUUUACGGACGCAUUCCCUAAAUAUUUAGAAUAUGUAGUUAGUAUACAUAUCAAGGGUACGGCGGCACUGCGCGCCUCCUUAUCCAUUAUAUGUGAAUUUGACACUUUACGAAACCGUUAA
Messenger RNA from Trichomonas vaginalis G3, 1113 nucleotides. RefSeq names its product antigen BSP-related family. Bases 1 to 1113 code for a protein of 370 amino acids. Lineage: Eukaryota; Parabasalia; Trichomonadida; Trichomonadidae. The transcript has a single exon. The record is from RefSeq and is a predicted model, not a curated record.